AUGUCGCCGUUGGCAGUUGCCAUCUCAGUCCACACCAAGCCUGGUUCUAAGGUCGCCACCAUCACAGUACUUGAUGAUGAGGCCGUCAUGAGGAAACAACUCCACGAGGCGAGAGAACAGCUCGUGAGACAAAGGUAUGAGCUUGGCUGCCAGCCUGCUAACACCAAAUUGUCUAGCAAUAAGACAGUGAGGAGGACUCUUGUGAAGAGCGCCAUUGUACAAGUUGAUGCUGCUCCAUUCAAGCAGUGGUACCUCACUCACUAUGGAGUGGACAUCGGUAGGAAGAAGAAGGUGCAUGUCGCUAAGAAGGAUGACACUGAGUUCUUCAUAUGCCAUUUUUACCACCGUGAAUUUUACCGUUGCAAGAUCAUGGAUAAGCAUUUGAAGACCCUUGCCCCAAUCUACGUGGGAACAAAAUUCGUCAAGCUUGAUGUCGAAAAUGCUCCAUUUUUUGUGGCCAAACUGGCAAUCAAGAUACUGCCAUGUGUAAUAUUGUUCAAGAAGGGUAUUGUUGUUGACCGAUUAGUUGGGAUUCAAGAUCUCAGAAGUAAAGACGAUUUUCUGACAAGAGCAUUGGAACAUAUUCUUAUUCUCAAGACGAAAGGGAUAAUCGAUGAGAAGAAGAAAGAUGAUGACGAUGCCGAUGAAGAAAGCGAGGCUAAUAAUAGGAGGGUUAAGUCCUCAACUGCUAAAGACUCUGACUCAGACUGA
Zea mays is the source of this 711-nucleotide messenger RNA. RefSeq names its product thioredoxin domain-containing protein PLP3A. The coding region runs from base 1 to 711 and encodes 236 amino acids. The record is from RefSeq and is a predicted model, not a curated record. NCBI's taxonomy places the organism in Eukaryota, Viridiplantae, Streptophyta, Magnoliopsida, Poales, Poaceae. The transcript has 10 exons.